Molecule: messenger RNA, 3528 nt
Organism: Platichthys flesus (European flounder)
Lineage: Eukaryota; Metazoa; Chordata; Actinopteri; Pleuronectiformes; Pleuronectidae
Gene: abhd8b
Product: abhydrolase domain containing 8b
Exons: 5
Coding region: 260-1729 (489 amino acids)
Molecular function (GO): catalytic activity
Source: RefSeq, a predicted model, not a curated record
UGCAGAGCUCCUUCGUGGAGGUGGAGAGCAGGGACCCGCAGCAGCAGCAGCUCUGUGGAUCCACUGACAAGCCACAGACAAACACAGAGCUGCUGUCAGUGGACUGGCAGUGUCCGCCAUGUGGAGGCUACAACAGAAUCCAGAUAAAUUAGAUUAUUGGAUUGGCUGCUGCAGAUUAUAGCUCUCCUGCUUCCCCGGUGCCUCUCAAGAAAUCCACGUAUUUGAAGCUGAGUUUUCUGGACAGCAGAGACUGGCAGCCAUGCUGACCAGCUUUUUCGAAGGUCUCCUCUGCUGCCUGACCUCAAAGUCGGCCAACAUCGUGGUUCCAGUAGAAACCUCAGAACCCGCCGAUGGCUACGAGUUUGUGGAAGUGAAACCAGGCCGCGUCCUGCGGGUUCGACACAUCAUCCCCGAGCGGCCGGUGGUGGAGGAACCCACCGGGCAGGGUGGCAGUGUCAGCUGCAAACGAAAGAUCACAGUGUAUCGCAAUGGACAACUUUUCAUUGAGAACUUGGGCGACACAGCCAGUGCAGAGCUGAAAAAUGGCCAGAAUGGAAAGACAGAGCCUAACAGCCCAGUAGAGGUUGAACCUGCAGACUGUGUUAAGACCUCACCGCCCGCCAGCCUCCCUCACCCCCGGUCAGACGGCAUCACAGCUGGAAACAACGGGGCAUCUGAAGCAGGAGCAAGAGACGUGGCACCUGCUGCUGAUCAGAACGACCAGUUACAGCAGCCGAGGAUGCGCAGGCGGAAACCCAAACGCACUGUGGUGAUCGACUGCGAGAGGAAGAUCUCGGCCUGUAAAGGGACACACCAGGACGUGGCCCUGUUCUUCAUCCACGGAGUGGGAGGCUCUCUGGACAUCUGGGGCAGUCAGCUGGACUUCUUCUCUCGGCUGGGCUACGAGGUCAUCGCCCCGGACCUGGCGGGUCACGGAGCCAGCUCGGCACCGCAGAUCGCUGCAGCGUACACGUUCUACGCCCUGGCUGAGGAUAUGAGACUCAUCUUCAAGAGAUACGCACGGAAGAGGAACAUUCUCAUCGGACAUUCCUACGGUGUGUCGUUCUGCACGUUCCUGGCUCACGAGUAUCCGGAGCAGAUCCACAAGAUGGUGAUGAUCAACGGCGGCGGCCCCACGGCUCUGGAGCCCAGCCUCUGCUCCAUCUUCAACCUGCCCACCUGCGUGCUUCACUGUCUGUCGCCGCUGUUCGCCUGGAGCUUUCUCAAGGCCGGCUUUGCUCGGCAGGGUGCCAAGGAGAAGCAGCUGCUGAAGGAGAACAAUGCCUUCAACGUGUCGUCCUUUGUGCUGCGCGCCAUGAUGAGCGGGCAGUACUGGCCCGAGGGGGACGAGGUCUACCACGCCGAGCUCACCGUGCCCAUCCUGCUGGUGCACGGCAUGCACGACAAGUUUGUUCCCGUGGAGGAGGACCAGCGCAUGGCAGAGAUCCUCCUAAUGGCCUUCCUGAAGUUGCUGGAGGACGGCAGUCACAUGAUAAUGAUGGAGUGUCCCGAGGUCGUCAACACACUCCUGCAUGAGUUUUUCCUCUGGGAGCCCGCCACCCCUCCGCCGCCAAAGAAAGAGUCCAAAACCCGUCCGGAGACUGCCAGAGCCAACUCCGACCACGCCAAGGCCUCGCCUGGGCCCGCCAAGGUCCGACCGGCGACCGCCAGGCUAUCCUCAUCCAACUGCGGCACGGGGGAGAAGCCAGACAGCAGGGCCAAGAAAUGACUGAAGACAAAAAGCUGAAGCAGAUUAAAACUGAAACGUCCAGCGGUUGUUUCACUAAAUCACAGCCGUCCUGGACAACGGAGCUGGCUGGAGCUGUUGAGACUGAUGAGGAGCCAAAAGAGCCAGUUCCUCUGAAGGGCUUCAGCUGACUUUGGACACGACACAGACCUCACAUCUGAUUCCAGGGUUGUCAGCUGACAGACGGAGGAAAGGGAGCUCCAGUAACUUAACAAGACAAAGACGGGCCGUCCCCCCAUCCUCAGCAGGGAUGAGAUGGUUGUGCCUUGAAGUGAUGAUGAAGUGGUGUUGUGAGAGUGGGUGGAGCAAGAGGCAGAACCAUUAGCAAGAACAGUUAUCAAGCAGCAAAAGUCAAAUGUGACCUCUGUGGACAAAACGUGUCACCUGCUGCACAGAAAGGUUUAAGAGAGAUCCAUUCUAUCAUCUUUACCACUUAUCCUCAGAGGGUCCGGGGGCAGCUGGAGCCAAUCCCAGUCAGGAGUACACCCUGGACCAGUCACCAACGUACCACAGGGCGGACAUAUAGAGACAAACCAACAUUCACCCCCAGCACGGGGGAUUUAGAGUCUCCGAUAACCAAAUCAGUCUUUGGACUGUGGAGGAAGCCGGAGGAAACCCACACAGAAACAAGGAGAACAUGUAAACUCCACACAGGACGACCCCCGGGCCAUGCUGGGAUUCAAACCGACAGCGUGGCAGUGGUGCUGCCCACUGCCUGGCUCGUUGAUAAGCCUAAUGUACUGGUUUCAUCAGGUUUCAAUAUCAAACCGUGACACACCUAGCCACCUGUGAAGUGUCUACAUGGAUACAUUUGAAACCUCGCUCAUUGCAGCGAUGAUUUAAAAAGACUAAAUUAAAUAUUGUGCUAUGCAAAGCGCAACUAAAAUGCAAAGAUAUCCAGUGAAUUAAAUGUCAUUUAUUUGUAAUCUUUGACACAUCUUCGGACUGAGCAAUAUUAUUACUUCUGCACCGUGAGUUAGAAGUUUACAAGAUCAGGAGUUAUAAAUAAAGAUAUGAAGGGAUAGUUCACUGAAAAACUGAACUCGUUAUCUCCUCUCCACUCUGCGGAUGGAGGGGGGGGGGGGGUCCCCAAAACACUUAUUGAGUUUAAGAGGUAAACUUUUGUUGCAGCAGAAUCAAAUACACUUAAAGUCGAUGGUGACUCCCUCUUCAGACGUUAUUUAACAACAGAAAAACCAUAACAUAGCUUGUUUUAAUGUUUUUUAUGGUUCACACGGAGCAAAUAAUGUAUGCAGCUUUUAAUUACAUAUUUAUUAUUAUUUAAAAAUAUAACAUUUCAGCCACUCUGUGCUCUGAAAUCGACCCUAGAAUUUUUUAUUUAUUCUGUAAAUAAUGAUCGUUCAUUUUGCAUUGAAACUUGAACUGCAAUGGUCUUUUUCUACCUAGAGAGGAUAAAUAGUUACAGUAGUCAGCAAGAAGCUAUUAAAUCCAAAGCUCCACAAUACCCACAAUGCAGUAGUGCUUGUGUUUACAUUCAUUUACAUGUUCUUAGCACUUCAAUAAUUGUAUUAUUUAUGACGUAGGUUCAUUGCUUUUUAUAUUUGUUUUAUACUUAUAAUAUGCUUUUUAUACGUUCUACAUAGAUUUGUGAUGGAUUCUUAGAGAUUCACCAGAAGCUGUGUUCAGGGAGGAAGCUGUUCUGAUCAGAGAAAUGCAGCAGGUUGGUUGUCCUGUUAUUUUCAUAUCUUGUGUCUUAUAUUUAUAUUUGUUUGCCUUUGACAAUGAUGAUGUAAAUAAACUGCUCAUUUGGAGAAUUUGAA